Parnassius mnemosyne (clouded apollo) is the source of this 297-nucleotide messenger RNA. NCBI's taxonomy places the organism in Eukaryota, Metazoa, Arthropoda, Insecta, Lepidoptera, Papilionidae. The record is from the annotation of a GenBank genome assembly.
AUGCAUCAGACUCCAAUCUCUUCUGCUUCCAUUGUUUUAAGACAAUAUCUAGAUCUGCCAUAUCUAGACAGAAAGCAAAACCCAAUACAUUUUUGGAAGCAAAGGGAAAAUGUAUAUCCAACCCUAUGCCGGAUGGCAUAUAAAUAUUUAUGCAUUCCCGCUACCUCAGUGCCGUCGGAACGACUUUUUUCAAAGGCUGGUUUACUUACGAAUCAAAGAAGGAACAGACUCAUGCCAAAAAAAGUUGACCAAAUAUUAUUUUUAAAUUCUUUCUGUACCGAAAAGAGGACGUAUUGA